UUGAAUGUCAGAAAAUGUGAAUGUGAUGAAAUCAAAAAUUUAGAGUUUGUUUUAAAGAGGAUGUGUCAAUUAUUUACAACAAAAAAAAAAAAUAGUGUAUAAAUAGAAAAAAAAAUCACAAACAGAAUUUUGAAAAAUACUUCAGGAGUUUCAUUUAAUUAUUUGGAUAUAAAAUUGGAAAAGUUUGUGUAAAAAAAAAAAAAAAAAAAUGUUACUUUUUUCCAUUCUUCUAUGCAGCAUUUAUUUUCCAAUAAAUUGCAAUACAUAUUCAUUGAUAUUUGAUGUAAUUUUUGGAAAAGGAGGAAAUAUUCAACGAGUACGAAAUAUUGAGACUGCUAGAUCAUUAAAUCGAUUCUCUAUUCUUGAUUUUAUUGGAUUAGUUGAACGGCACGGGUAUCCGGCAGAGGAACAUGUAGUCACAACGAAGGAUGGUUAUAUUUUAAAAAUUCACCGGAUACCAGGCAGUCCCUCUAAACCAAAAUCGGAAGGGAAACCAGCUGUUUUUAUGCAACAUGGUAUCCUCGCUUCGUCCGACACUUUUGUCUUAAUGGGUCCUAAAAGAGAUCUAGCAUUUUUAUUAGCAAAUGCCGGCUACGAUGUUUGGAUUGGAAAUGUUCGAGGAAAUACAUAUUCUAGAGCUCAUAAAACACUAUCUCCUGAUCGUGAUUCUAAAUUUUGGAAGUUCAGUUUCCACGAAAUUGCAGUUUACGAUGUAUCAGCGUCAAUUGAUUAUAUUUUGAAAAAAACUGGCGAGAAAAAUUUGACAUACAUUGGCCAUUCAAUGGGAACAACAAUUAGUUAUGUUCUUUUAUCAGAAAAACCGGAAUAUAAUGAAAAAAUUAAAUUUAACAUUUGUUUAAGUCCAGUUGCAUCAUGGCGGCAUAAACGAACGCCAUUUUUUAAUAUUGUCGUCAAUUCAACUCCCCUUUUACAGAAAAUAUUGCAAAAAAAUCAAAUAAACGAAUUUUUUCCAUUAUCCAAGGAGGGAAUUAAAACUGGAAUGGCAUUUUGUAGUGAAAUUUCCAUUCUACAACCAUUUUGCAUUAGUCUUAUUUUAUUAAUAAGUGGAUAUGAUUUAGAGCAAUUAAAUACGAAAGCAUUGCCAUAUAUUUUUUCCUAUUUUCCUUCUGGCACAUCAGUUCAAAUAAUGUAUCAUUUCUAUCAAAACAUUGCCUCAGGUGAAUUUCAACAAUUUGAUUAUGGGGGAGAAAAAAAUUUUCUAACUUAUGGCCAAGAGAAACCGCCUUUGUACAAUUUAAAAAAUGUUCAAACGCCAGUUGCUUUAAUUUAUGGCGGUGGCGAUGUUAUUUCAACGAGAGAAGACAGUGAAGAGUUAAAAAAACUACUGCCAAAUGUUGUAACACUUGAAAAAGUGCCUCAUCCAAAUUUUAGUCACUUGGACUUUAUUUGGGCGAGAAAUGUUAAAUCUUUAUUAAAUGAUCGAAUAUUAAAAUUAAUGUUGUUUUUUUAUAUUAUUCUUCUAUUCUAUUUUCCAUUAAAUUGUAGAGCCUAUUCAUUAUUAUUUGACGUAAUGUUAGGAAAAGGAGGAAAUGUUUCUCGGGUGCGAAAUAUUGAAGAAGCUAGAUCAUCAAAAGAAUUUGCCAUUCUUGAUUUUAUUGGAUUAGUUGAACGGCACGGGUAUCCGGCAGAGGAACAUGUAGUCACAACGAAGGAUCGUUAUAUUUUAAAAAUUCACCGGAUACCAGGCAGUCCCUCUAAGCCAAAAUCGGAAGGAAAACCAGCUGUUUUUAUGCAACAUGGUCUCCUCGCUUCAUCCGACACUUUUGUCUUAAUGGGUCCUAACAGAGAUUUAGCAUUUUUAUUAGCCAAUGCCGGCUACGAUGUAUGGAUUGGAAACGUACGAGGAAAUACCUAUUCUAGAGCUCAUAAAACACUAUCUCCUGAUCGUAAUCCUCAAUUUUGGAAGUACAGCUUCCAUGAAAUUGCGCUCUACGAUGUUGCAGCAUCAAUUGAUUAUAUUUUGGAUAAAACUGGAGAACAAAAUUUGACAUACAUUGGCCAUUCAAUGGGAACAACAAUGAGUCUUAUUCUUUUAUCAACAAAACCAGAAUAUAAUGAAAAAAUUAAAUUUAACAUUUGUUUAAGUCCAAUUGCAUUUUGGCAACAUAAACCAACGCCAUUUCUUCAAUCUAUUAUUAAAUCUGUUCCUGUUGUAAAGAAAAUAUUGGAAAAAAAACAAAUCUACGAAUUAUUUCCAUUGUCAAAGGCAGGAAUUAAAAGUGGUACGUCACUUUGUAGUAAAGUUUCACAAUUGCAACCAAUUUGCGUUAAAAUUCUCACAUUAUUAAGUGGAUAUAAUUUGGAUCAAUUAAAUAAGAAUUCAUUGCCAUAUAUUUUGUCCUAUGCUCCAGCGGGCACGUCGAUUCAUUUAGUGUAUCAUUUUUAUCAAAUUAUAAAAUCAGGAGAUUUACGACAAUUUGAUUAUGGAAGAGCAAAAAAUUUGGUUAUUUAUGGCCAAUAUAAACCGCCUUUAUAUAAUUUUCAAAAUAUUAAAAUACCAGUCGCUUUAAUUUAUGGUGGAGGUGAUGUUCUUUCAACAAAAGAAGACAGUGAAGAACUGAAAAAGCAUCUGCCAAAUGUUUUUACGCUUGAAAAAGUGUCAGAUCCAAAAUUUACUCAUUUAGAUUUUCUUUGGGCAAAAAAUGUUAAAUCUUUAUUAAAUGACCGAGUGAUGUAUUUAAUGACCCAAUAUGAAACAAGAGGACUCGACGCCUAUGAAUGA
Leptopilina boulardi is the source of this 2743-nucleotide messenger RNA. RefSeq lists its product as uncharacterized. The transcript is spliced from 18 exons. The record is from RefSeq and is a predicted model, not a curated record. Lineage: Eukaryota; Metazoa; Arthropoda; Insecta; Hymenoptera; Figitidae. Gene Ontology annotation, biological process: lipid metabolic process. The coding region runs from base 209 to 2743 and encodes 844 amino acids.